This is a messenger RNA of Saprolegnia diclina VS20, 176 nucleotides long. RefSeq lists its product as hypothetical. The transcript has a single exon. The record is from RefSeq and is a predicted model, not a curated record. Lineage: Eukaryota; Oomycota; Saprolegniomycetes; Saprolegniales; Saprolegniaceae. Gene Ontology annotation, molecular function: ATP binding; isoleucine-tRNA ligase activity. The annotation marks the transcript as partial. Gene Ontology annotation, biological process: isoleucyl-tRNA aminoacylation.
AUGACGAAGCCGUCGCCCCACGCGGACGUACGCCUGCCCGAGCGCCUCAGCUUCCCGGACCAAGAGCUUGCGACGCUUGAGCUCUGGAAGGAGCUCGACGCGUUCAUGACGUCGCUUCGACUCUCGAAGGAUCGCAAGCCGUUCACGUUCUACGAUGGGCCGCCGUUCGCGACGGG